Messenger RNA from Stegostoma tigrinum, 7235 nucleotides. RefSeq names its product TLC domain-containing protein 4-B-like. Gene Ontology annotation, biological process: lipid homeostasis. The record is from RefSeq and is a predicted model, not a curated record. The coding region runs from base 412 to 1188 and encodes 258 amino acids. Gene Ontology annotation, cellular component: endoplasmic reticulum; membrane. The transcript has 8 exons. NCBI's taxonomy places the organism in Eukaryota, Metazoa, Chordata, Chondrichthyes, Orectolobiformes, Stegostomatidae.
GGUCGGGGGAAGGGAGGUUUUGAAGUCCACAUUGAUACUGGUUAGGUGCAGGAUUUUUUUUUCUGCAGCAGUUUGUAGAAUUGUUGGAAAUGGUGAAAGCUUCAGUUUGGUUUGAUAAACUCUCCGUCCUGACAUCUGCCCAAGUGGAACAAUCUUGAAAUGGAAGCCAAAAAAGUGAUUGUGAAAGUGUCUCUGGAAAUAGGAUGGAAUCAGAGACAGGAGCUGAAGUUGGAAAACAUCAAGUGCAGCAUGGAGAGAACCAGGAAAGCUGGGAUCAAGCUAAGCACAAACAAAUGCAUUAUGAAGUUAACAACAUGACGAUUCUUCUGAUGAAGUCAAGCUGAGUCCCAAGAAAGUGAGACUAAGCACAGGCAUGAUGGGACAAAAGAUCUCUUACUGGGACCAGCUGGAAUGGAUGUGUGUUGUAAUGUUGUUAGCAGUUUCAUCGUUUUCCAGGUCCUAUAUCAUAAUGCCACUCCACGUCUCUCCAUUCUGCUGAGCUGUGGAUACAAGAACUUAUCUCGGGAACAGAAAACGGAAUGGAACUCGAGAUGUGUCUCCACAAUUCAUGCUGUUGUAGUUGGAGGACUAGCUUUAUAUAUCCUUUGGUUCGAUGAUCCUGUCAACAAAGACCACAUCUGGGGGGAUCCCAAACUAGUGAAGCUUAAUAUAGCAAUCGCUUCAGGCUACUUGAUUUAUGAUUUAAUGCUUCUCAUUUGGCACUGGAAGACAUUGGGAGACAGCUUUUUCCUCAGUCACCAUUUGGCAGCACUCUAUGCAUACCAGUACGUGUUGGGACGAGGGCUCCUUCCAUAUUUUGCUAAUUUUCGCCUGAUUGCUGAGCUGUCCACACCAUUUGUAAAUCAGCGGUGGUUCUUUGAGGUUCUGCGGUUUCCCAGAAAUGCCAGAUUGGUUGUGUUGAAUGGUGUCGCCAUGACUGUGAGCUUCUUCCUUGUGCGCAUUGCUGUGAUUCCGUCCUACUACCUUCAAAUGGCUUCUACCUUUGGGACAGCAGCCUUUCACCGCCUGGGCCUUGGGCCACAGUGUGCUUGGAUCAUUUCCAGUGUUGCUCUGGAUAUUCUGAACACAAUCUGGAUGUAUAAAAUCGCCAGAGGGUGCUGGAAAAUUCUGUUUGCAUCCCAGAAGUACCGGAAAACUAAGCUCAGCCAGGAGUUUAUAGAGAAGUAACAGUUUUUUCCACAUUGUCAUUGUGCUGAAACUUUAAUCAUUCAAUCUACAUCAAAUCAAUACUCUUGAAAACUUACAAUUACAUUUGAGAUUUUUGACACAAAUCCAUAAAUGUUUUUUAUGUCAUGUUGCAGCUGAGACAUUGAGUCAAUUGAAGAUGACACAAUUCUGUAUAUAGUCUUAGGCUUGUAUAAACUGAGCCAAAUAAUUCAUUCAAUCACAGUCAGAAACUAAUCAUCAAUUCUUCGUCUAUCUGUAACAAUAAGGACAAUACCUCAAGACUGAAAAGUGCCUAAGAGCCAACCUCAGCCAAGCUCUCCAGUGCUGGGCUAGACAGACACCUGGAUCAAAAGGUUUGUGGCUCAACAGGAAAUUGCUUUGUAAAAUUGUCUCAUUCACAUUCUUCCAGACUUGCUCGUUGAGCAUACUUGUGCCAAGGUUAGCUAGAAAAAAAACGUCAGUGUUCAGUGUGUAUCUCCUCGUGUGUGCCAGUUUUUCCUCCUUUUUCCACUUACUUUGAACCAGUUACUCUAUUCUUUCAACUGCCACUGGUGCCUGUCUCUGUUAUUCCAGAUUACAAGAGCACCCACCUCGGAUCCUUGACAUUGCAUCAGCAGUUCCUGACUCUGUAAAACCCUCAGAUUAAGGAAUUCAAAUUAUUUCCCCUCUCACCCUUUCAAGGUGUGUGUAUAUAUUUAAAUGAGAAAGAACAUUGUGAACAUACUAGAGAGUCGUGUGUAAAAGAAGUAUACUGGUGCUUCUCAAAGACAGCAGUAAGAUGAUGACCAGAUAAUCUGUUUUACUGUUGUCGGUUGAAAAUCAUCAUAGACAGGUAGUAGGGAUAACUUGCCUGCUCUUCUUCGUCUGGUGGGAUCUUCUUCGUGUACUUAAGGGGCAGUAAGGGCCUUGGUUUAACAUUUUGUCUGAAAGAGUACAGAGGGUGCUGCGCCUUCUGUACUGAACUGGAAUGUUUGCCUGGAUAAUAGGCUGAAAUUCCGGGAGUGGGAGCCUCAAUCUCAUAACCUCCACAGAGCCAUAGCCCGCAGUCAAGUUUAAACCUAGGCAGACCAGAGUCAAAAUAUAUUUAAGUUAAUUAUGUAGUUUCACAAUUGGAAUAUCAUUUAUUAAUAGUUUGAGUAUUAAAAUAAGGAUUUUUAGAAACAGAAAAGGACUGUGACCCAAUAGAUUAAUCCCCUUUUUAUUGACUAACCCUUCCUAUUUACUCUUUGACCAUGUCCAGCAGUCUCUGCUCUUCAAAAACCCAUCUAAUUUAGGUUAACUUAGGUUACUGCAGAAACUGGUUGUUGAAAAUAUCAAGUUUUGCUUUUUUUUUUGCAAACCAGCUGUGUAAUCCCAUUCCCCACACAUUUCUAUAACUUCACUUUAACUGAUAAGUGUAUCUAUGAAAUGCAUCUGUUAAUUAAUCAGUAUCAAGUGGCACCAUUAAUUGUCCAUUUAACUCGUUGGUGUAGAUGAAUAAAAGUUUGAACGGAGAGCUAGCAUAGAUUUAUAAAGGCUAAGGUAUUUCUAAUGAAGGUAAUUUUUUUAAAGGAAAUAGUUAAUGUAGUAGUUAGAGGGGAAGAGCUGGGCUGGUUGUGUGGUGCAGUGGGGGAUGGGGAAACCAAGCGGAGGCUUGGGGACCGCUUUGCAGAACACCUCCGCUUGGUUCGCAAUAAACAACUGCACCUCCCAGUCGCAAACCAUUUCCACUCCCCCUCCCAUUCUUUCAAUGGCAUGUCCAUCAUGGGCCUCCUGCAGUGCCACAAUGAUGCCACCCGAAGGUUGCAGGAACAGCAACUCAUAUUCCGCUUGGGAACCCUGCAGCCCAAUGGUAUCAAUGUGGACUUCACCGGCUUCAAAAUCUCCCCUUCCCCCACCGCAUCCCAAAACCAGCCCAGUUCAUCCCCUCCCCCCCACUGCACCACACAACCAGCCCAGCUCUUCCCCUCCACCCACUGCAUCCCAAAACCAGCCCAGCCUGUCUCUGCCUCCCUAACCUGUUCUUCCUCUCACCCAUCCCUUCCUCCCACCCCAAGCCGCACCGCCAUCUCCUACCUACUAACCUCAUCCCACCUCCUUGACCUGUCCAUCUUCCCUGGACUGACCUAUCCCCUCCCUACCUCCCCACCUAUACUCUCCUCUCCACCUAUCUUCUUUUCUCUCCAUCUUCGGUCCGCCUCCCCCUCUCUCCCUAUUUAUUCCAGAACCCUCACCCCAUCCCCCUCCCUGAUGAAGGGUCUAGGCCCGAAACGUCAGCUUUUGUGCUCCUGACAUGCUGCUGGGCCUGCUGUGUUCAUCCAGCACCACAUUUUAUUAUCACGUAACCACUACCUUUUUGUCUUAUUGCUGUUCUUUACACUACAUGGUAAGUAUCAAUCAGAGCUUCUACUGGUACACUGGCCAAAUAAUCUUCAGUAACAUAAGCUGCCACAUAAGUGUGAAGGGUUAGUGAUAACUUUAUUUUUAAACUGUGAAAACUCUUUUCUCCCUUUUGAGUUUCCUCAGUUUCAAUUCAAUCUUUUAGGUUAUAUCAGACUCUUACUCAUCAGUUCUGUAACUUAGCACACAUCCAAACCAUUUGUGGUUUAAUCUCUACCAUCGGUGAGGUAAGAGGCAGAUCCUGAAUCUGUCCCAGCCAGAAGAUGAAUCAGAUGUUGUGCUGUUGGCAUCACAUGAUUCUCAAUAACCAUCCUGACAAUCAGCUCCCCGAGCAGUCCCAGUUACUGCUGAAGCAUGCACUGUGCUGUUGUAUUUGUAUGUAGCCUGGAGCUAAGGUGGAGGCUCCAGUGUCCUAUCUAUCAUGUGGCUGACCAGGAAUCACUCCCACUCUUACCAUCUCCAAUGGCAUGUGUUGGGAAUGACUUACAAAUUGAUAAUCAAUCUAUUUGGUGACAUUGUGAAAACGUCUUCUUUGGGAUGGAAUAAAAUUAAUUAAGUUUAACAUUGGUAAUGAGGAAAUUAAUGGAACUCAAGAGUAACAAAUCCCCAGGACCUAAUGGUUUCCAUCAGAGGGUGUUAAAGGAAGAGGGAAAGCACUUUAUACAUACCCUAACUAUAAAUUUUCAGAGUUGCCUAAAUAUCAGAGCUGUCCCUCUCAGUUGGAAAACUGCAGAUAUCAAUCCACUUUUUAGGAAAAGCGAAAGAUGCUAGAUGUGACCAGUGGUGUCCCACAGGGAUCUAUGUUAGGGCCUCAAUUAUUCACAUUAUUUAUUGACAACUUGGAGAAUAGCAUAAAAAGGUAAAAUUUGCUGAUGACACAAAGUAAGGCAGCAUUAUAGAAAAUGUAGAUGACAGCACAAAAUUCCAAAGCGAUACUGAUAGGCUAGGUGAACGGGCAAAACUGUGUCAAAUGGUAUUCAGUAUAAACAAAUGUGGGGUUAUCCAUUUUGGACUGAAAAAGGAGAGAUUAGAGUACUUUCUAGAUGGAAUGAAGUUAAUACAACAGAUAUCCUAAGACACUUAAAGGUUCAGGCACAUAGAUCUUUGAAAUGCCACAAACAAGUGCAUAAAAUAAUGAAGAAAGCUAAUGGAAUGCUCAGUGACAUCCUUGACCCUGGCACUGGGGAAGAAACACCUCACCCCCGCCUUCCCAAAAUCAGUACCCAAAGUGACAUACCAGUUUGGUAAAGGAAUGGCCAGAGGAUACGGCUGCACUGCCUACCCACGCUCAUUGGUGGUGUGACCAGUUCACUAAAUAUGUUAUCCACAACAUUCCCAGCCUCCUGGAUGCUCCACAGAGAUCCCAGGCAUGGCAUCCAGCAAAUCAGGAGCUGCAGCUGAACACAUUUUCUGCAUAUGUAAUGAGAAUGGAUACUUGAAGUGUCCCUGAUUUCCCACCUAUUGCAGGAGGAGCAUUCCAUGGCGCCAAGUUCUCCUGCCAUUUUCAACCUUGUCAACUAAAUCAACUUAUCAACUACAGACAAUAACCCAAUGACCCAUUCAUUACUAAACUCGGGUUUCCCCAACCCUGCUCAUUAUUCCUAGCAGACUAUAACUACAAAAGGUAAAUACGUUGUUUCUCUCCAGAUGCUACUCACUGUGUGCGAAUCUGGUUCCAGAGCAGCCAAGCCCAGACAUCACCUCCAGAGUUCUGCCCUUAGAUUGAGCUCCACUCUGUUGAUGUUCACCCCAAGGCUCAGUCUCCGCAACCUUCUUGCUGCUGCGCUUACUGCUCAGACUGACAUUGCUCCUUGGGUAUUUGUGCUGCUGUUCACCCCCAGGUUCACUCUCCUUCAUUCCAUUGCUGCUGCUGUCAUUGCUCAGACUGACCAUUGCCUGAGAGUUAGGGCCAGACUAUUAAGGAGAAAUGUUAGGAAGCAUUUCUACAUACAGUGGUAAAUAUUUGGAACUCUCUUCUAAAAAUGUCACUGGAUGCAGGAUCAGUUCUUAAUUUUAUACUUCUGUUGAACAAAUGUUUAUUCAAGUUAGAUAUUAAGAGGUACGGACCAAAGGUAAGCAUUUAGAAUUCGGCCACGGAUCAGUCAUGAUCACACUGAAUGGCAGAACAGGGCUUAAGGGGGCUAAAUGGCCUACUCCUGUUCCAACUUUCCUACGGCCAUCAAGUCCUGAAUGGGACAUCAAUUCAGAGAUGGGUAUGCUACAACUGAGCCACAUGACCUCCUGAUUUUGGAAUCUUACAUAAUGCUUUUAGUAAAAAAUUCAGUGAUGCCUCAAACACACUUCCCACAAAGAAAACAAUACAUUAUCAUUAAAUUCCACAUCCUUGGAACAUCAUUCUGUUCCUAAUACAGUAUUUUAUAUUUGACUGUGCCAGUACUUCCAGUUGGGAAAACCCAGCACCUUGUACAUUACCACUAGUUUCUUGCACUGCACUUUCCUUGUCCUUAUAAUUGGGUCCCAUGUCAACGGCUUUAUAAUUGAAUUUGUCAAUAAUCCUGUUGAAUAUUGGGAUUCAUGUUGUUGUGUCCAAAAGAACUGUAUACCUAGUAGUUCCUACGUGUUCCUUAGAUAAAAACUCCUAUUGGUGUGAGAUUUGUAAUUUUCCUGCACUUGGUGUGAAAGGAUUUAUAUCACAGAUGUGUUACGGCACAGACGUGCAUUCGGUCCAUCUUGCUUACGUUGACUCAUUAAAUGUGGAUCAUUACCUACCGCCAGUCUCCUGCUCUGUCCCCAUACCCUUCCACACUAUUUUUAUCCAAGUAAUCUCCCAAUGCCCUCUUGAAUGCUUCAUUUGAACAUGCCUCCACCACAUUUUCAGGCAGUGCAUUCCAAACCCUAACCACUAACUGUAGUAGAAAGUAUUUUCUCAUUUCACCAUUGCUUCUUUUGCACAUUAAUUCUAUGCAUUCUUGUUUCUUUCAUGAACGGGAACAGUUUGUCAUUGAAAUGUAUAGGAUUCUUAAGGGGCUUGACAGGGUAAAUAUUGAGAUGUCUUUCCUCGAGAGAGUCUGGGGCCAGGAGCAUAGUUUCAGAAUAAAGGGCAAAUUUAAGACUGAGAUGAGGAGGAAUUUUGUCUCUCGGAGGAUUGAAGGUCUUUGGAACUUCUUGUGUAUAUUUAAGGCUGAAAUAGAAUCUUUAUCAGUAGAGGAAUCAAAGGUUACAGUUGAAGGGCAGGAAAGUGGGCACGAGGAAUAUUGGAUCAGCCAUGAUCCUACUGAAUGGUGGAGCACAUUCAAGGGCAGAACUGCCUACUCCUGUUGCUACUAUUUAUGAUCCUAUAAUUUUUACCUACCUACUUCAUCCAGCUCAUUCAUUAUUUUGAAAACCUCCGUCUUCGCCUUCUCACCUAGGAUAACAGUCCCAGUUUCUUCAGUCUGUCCUCGUAACUGAGCAUCUUCAUUCCUAGAACCGUUCUCUUAAAUGGCCUUUGCACCUCUGCAAUGUGUCCACAUUUUUACUAUAAUGUGGGAUCUGUAUAUAAUCCUUCAACUGAUUUUUAACAAGUGUCUUAAAUCCUGUUAACAAUUUAACAAUUAAAGUGUCUUAUAGUCAAAUGAACCUGUGUCACAGGCCAAUUAAUAAAAUGUUAUAUUGAGCAUGAAAGUAAAAACAACUGCAGUUACUGCCUUCUGUAUUGAAAUUCUGUG